AUGUUGCAAGCUGCAAAAGACUACCCAAAGUUGACCAAGACAGAAUCUCACAUGACAUCUGUAAGAGAUGCCAUUAAUGACGAGGGUAGGAAGGUCUACCCAGACCCCGGACUACCCGGAAGUAUGAACACGUUACACCUCUUCUCCGUCAACUUCACUGCCUCCUGGUCCACCACCGAAUCGUCUUCAAGAUCCUCACCACAGUCUACAAAUGUCUCCAUAACCACGCCCCCUCAUAUCUCACCACUCUCAUUGACGUGUAUCACCCCAGACGACCUGGCCUUUGGUCCGAGCAUCAGAGACAAGAUCUACCGCUUCACCGGACCAUAUCAAAGUGGUUUCAAAAGAGGCAGGAGCUGCGCAGACAUUGUAUGGGCACAACGUAUGCUAACCUCAGUUGUUAUGACAAGGAAAUGGGACUUCCACAAGAUGGGCAUUGAUCUGUCGCGAGCUUUCGAUACCAUCAAGCGGAAACGCAUCCUAGAUGUCCUACUACAAGCAGGCUGCAACGAAGAUGAAGUAAGACUAGCAAGAUCACUGUUAGCAGAGACAAAGCUCAGGGUCUGUGUAAAAAACGAGCUGUCAGACUCAUUUGAGACCUCAAUAAGAUCCCCCCAGGGUGAUAGCCUAUCACCAGUCUUUUUCACCUGCUACCUUGCUGCUGCACUCUCAUCCGUCCGAGAAAGCUCCAACAGGCCCAACCCACCGGUCUCCAGCCUAGGUCUGCCACUAGAAAUGGAGUACGCACACGAUGUUGACUCUCCGGAUGAAGAAAAGAAACCCCUGGACCAUCUCCAGCCAGUAGCAGCGGAGAAACUAAAAGUCGACAACUUGUUCAUGAACGUGACGAAGACAGAGUUUACUCACGUAUACCUUGCAGAAGCCACGGAGACAGACUCACACGGCAAGGCUGUCCGUGGCAAUGAGAGUUGGCGCAAGAACAAGACCCUAGGCUCCUUACUGUGCAGCACUUCAGACAUCACAGCUCGCUGCAUUCAAGGCAAUGUAACAUUCCACACGUUACAGAAACUCUGGAGCCAGCGAACCAAGAUCCCGCCGAAGACAAGACUCCGUCUCUACAACACAUACUGUGUAUCAAUCAUGCUCUACAAUUGCAACAGCUGGGCAGCACCCAAAGUCAUGCUUGACAAGCUGGAUGCGUGCCACCGCAGACACAGGUCACUGCUGGCCACAGAGCCUUAUCAGCAACCAGGCACUAUGCGAACUGUGCAAUGA
Messenger RNA from Patiria miniata (bat star), 1236 nucleotides. RefSeq lists its product as uncharacterized. The transcript is spliced from 3 exons. The coding region runs from base 1 to 1236 and encodes 411 amino acids. The record is from RefSeq and is a predicted model, not a curated record. Lineage: Eukaryota; Metazoa; Echinodermata; Asteroidea; Valvatida; Asterinidae.